Helianthus annuus (common sunflower) is the source of this 360-nucleotide messenger RNA. RefSeq lists its product as uncharacterized. Bases 1 to 360 code for a protein of 119 amino acids. NCBI's taxonomy places the organism in Eukaryota, Viridiplantae, Streptophyta, Magnoliopsida, Asterales, Asteraceae. The transcript is spliced from 2 exons. The record is from RefSeq and is a predicted model, not a curated record.
AUGGCAUCAUGCGGUAGCGGAGUAUCCGAUGCGAGUGACCCGAGGACUUUUACCUCUGACGACGAGGUGGCUACCGAUUCGGGACCUUUUGCCCUACCGAUCUUCGGAGACGACGCACCCCUAGCUGACGGCCCACCUGGAGAGGACCUACCGCUUGUUCCCAUCCCUGCCCCUCUCCCCUUCGCUGCGGUCCCCUUUGAGGAACAACCUAUCGACGCGUUACCCGAUGGUGACAUCGACCUGCUCAUCGAGGGUCCCCCGGAGGGAGACCAGGAUGGUGGGGCCCCGGUGGAGGAUGGUGUUCCACCUGUUGAUAUCCCAGAUGUUGAUCCUAUUGUUCCCAUGGUCGAGCUUCCCUAG